GAUGAAAAUAUUUCCUGUACGAAAUUAGCUGAGAAACCUGAUAUUCGGAGAUCAACGUUGACGCGGAGGCAACAGGGCGUUCACGCGUCAUGUGCAGACGAAAGACUCAACAGGCGCGUCAUGCAUCCACGCGAUAAGGGAGAGCUUGUAGAGUAUAUACAGAAACUUACAGAGCAAUACUGA
Molecule: messenger RNA, 183 nt
Organism: Didymella exigua CBS 183.55
Lineage: Eukaryota; Fungi; Ascomycota; Dothideomycetes; Pleosporales; Didymellaceae
Exons: 1
Source: RefSeq, a predicted model, not a curated record